UCCCCCCAUUCAACCACUCUCCUCUCUGUUCCAGUGUGUUUACUACACUGCCGAGCAUAAGGGGAGACACUCGUCUUCACAUGCACUGAUCCCACUGAGGAAAACAGCUUUUAGUCGUAUUUGUAAGAAAACCUCCAAGAGAUCAACAUGCCCAAAAGAAAGGCACAGGGAUCAGAAGGAGGAGAAAAGGAGGAGCCCCAGAGGAGAUCGGCUCGGUUAUCAGCGAAACCGGCCCCUCCAAAACCAGAACCAAAAGCCAAGAAGGCGGCGAAGAAAGAAAAGGCUGUGAACGACAAGAAGGAGGACAAGAAGACCAAGAAGGCGAAGGAGAACGCCGAGGCAGAGGCCAACGAGGAGAACCACUCUGAGAACGGAGAGGCCAAAACCAACGAGGUGGAGGCGGCCCCCGAGGAGCCCCAGGAGGAGGCCAAGUCCGAGUAGCACCACUGCCCACACCUUCCUCCUUCAGACCCCCGCCCUCAAACCAGCUCUUUUCCUCCCCGAGUCUCUCACAUGGUUUCCCUCCAAGGCGUAUUGUUAACAGAUGAAUAUUUUUAUCAAUGAUUUUAUAAGUAUCCGUACAGAUUUUUAGCACAAAAAGCAUCGCUGGGAAAGUGGCACCUUGCAGAUGUGCAGUGGUCAUAUCAGGUGUCUGCAAGCAAGAAAACCACACUAAAAAUCUUUUUUAAACGGCAUUUCAUGAUUGUUCAAGGUUUGUUUGGUAAAGAAAGCGUGUCCCUGCCGGAUCGGCCAUGUCAUGAGUCGUGUAUUACCGUGUUUUUAGUUGUUUUCUUUGUUUGUUCCCCUCCUUCCUCGCUUUGUCCCAGCUUCCUCCGCUGAUUAGUCGAUCUUCCCCCCCCCUGACAGUUCAUCUUUUAUUAACGGGCCAUCUUAACGUGGGUGAUUCUUUUUAGACCUCUAAAUGUGCAGUGAGUUCCCUUUGCGUUUUCUUUUCAUGGUCUGUUUCGUUUCUCCCCCCCCCCCCCUCUCCUCGUUUUCCACUGAGAUCGUGUUAUAAACAAAAAAAGAAGUGUGUUUUAAGUGUGUUGUCCAUAAGAAAGAGGAAGACGAACAUGUGAAACAUUCCGGGAACAGCGAUCGCCUCCGACCCGUCUCCUAGACGACCCUGCGUGGAAGAAAACAGCUUCUGCUCCAUCUGGGCUGUGGUGUCAGCUUUUCUAAACGCUCACUUUUUCUUUUAUCUAUCUUUUUUUUUUUUUUUUUUUUUUUUUUUUUAAAGAUUGAAUUUGGAAUCCUCUAAUAAAUGCAGGUGUCUGGUCCCUCUCUUAUGUUCUGAAAUUCUCUUAAUAAAAACAAGUCCUGGGAAUUUUCCUCGAA
Messenger RNA from Nematolebias whitei (Rio pearlfish), 1338 nucleotides. It is a transcript of the gene hmgn7, whose product is annotated as high mobility group nucleosomal binding domain 7. Gene Ontology annotation, molecular function: nucleosomal DNA binding. The record is from RefSeq and is a predicted model, not a curated record. NCBI's taxonomy places the organism in Eukaryota, Metazoa, Chordata, Actinopteri, Cyprinodontiformes, Rivulidae. Gene Ontology annotation, biological process: chromatin organization. Gene Ontology annotation, cellular component: chromatin; nucleus. Bases 148 to 441 code for a protein of 97 amino acids. The transcript is spliced from 6 exons.